GAUCAGAGGCACAAACUAUUAUUCUUGUUAACCAGUUGUGUAUCCACCCACAUGUCUAUUUUACUACAACCUUUUUGACUAUUUCUGUUAAGCGCUCAUAGAUCCACUCAUAUUCCAAUUAUUUAUGUAAUUAAUCUCUCUGAUUCCUAAGGUUUCAAUGAAGUCUCCAGGUCAGUUCAUUCUACUUCAUAACUCCUAAGAAAUUUACAAAUCCAGUGUGUGGGUCUUCCAGUGAGUUGGAGAGGAUUGAGGAACCAUGGAACAGUUUGAAAGCUUCACAUGGACUAUACCUGUUAUAUUGGUGCUUGUAAGCAUUGGAUGCUGUAUUGCAUGUGGUAGAGCUGAGUACAGAAUAGGGGAUGAAUGUUGUCCCAUGUGUUCACCAGGAAAUCAUGUACAUAAGCAUUGUACUGAAUUCACCAGCACCAGCUGUGUGCCCUGUGUUGAUUCUACAUUCCUUGAUGAGCCCAAUGGUCUCAUGAAAUGCAAAGUGUGUACCAACUGUGAUCCAGGUUUGGGUUUGAUGGUAAAGCAGCCAUGUACACCUUCAUCAGACACUGUCUGUGGGACACUGGAGGGGUUCUACUGUCUAGACCCAACUAAGGAUGGUUGUAGAGCAGCCCAGAGACACAGCAGCUGUAAACCUGGUCAAUACAUCAGCCACACAGGAACAACAUCUACAGAUACUGUGUGUUCUGACUGUACUGGUGACACCUAUUCAAAUGGAUCAUUAACAGCCUGUCAGUCACACACUGGAUGUGAAUCCUUGGGACUUCAGGAAAUUAAACCAGGAUCUCCUUGGUCGGAUUCAGAGUGUGGACCACAACUAUCCCAUUACACAGCUAGAGGCAGAUUUGGUGCUAUGGCAUCCAUGACAGUUGUCAUGAUAUUAGCUGGAGCUGUUUUCUUAUUAAUAAUAGUGAGAAGAAAUGUCGGCAUUUUAUCUGUUUCUAUUGAGUCGGUAAAUUAUUUAGUGUGUGUGCGAGAAUAAUUGUUUAGUGUUUGUGUGUGAGUAUGAGUCACGUUCCUGACCUGUUUUCCUUUUUCUUGUAUUUAUUUAGUUGGUCAGGGCGUGAGUUGGGUGGGUUUGUCUAUGUUUGAUUUUCUAUGUUGGGAUGUUUGUGUUCGGCCGGGUAUGAUUCUCAAUCAGAGACAGCUGUCAAUCGUUGUCCCUGAUUGAGAAUCAUACUUAGGCAGCCUGGGUUUCACGUGUGUUUUGUGGGUGUUUGUAUCUCGUGUCAGUGUUCGUACCACACGGGACUGUUUUCGGUUUUGUCACGUUUGUUGUUUUUGUAUGUAUAAGUGU
Molecule: messenger RNA, 1306 nt
Organism: Salvelinus fontinalis (brook trout)
Lineage: Eukaryota; Metazoa; Chordata; Actinopteri; Salmoniformes; Salmonidae
Product: tumor necrosis factor receptor superfamily member 14-like
Exons: 6
Coding region: 257-991 (244 amino acids)
Biological process (GO): defense response to Gram-positive bacterium; negative regulation of alpha-beta T cell proliferation; apoptotic process
Cellular component (GO): external side of plasma membrane; membrane
Molecular function (GO): protein binding; transmembrane signaling receptor activity
Source: RefSeq, a predicted model, not a curated record